GUUCAUGUAGUUCCUUCCCUCCCUCCCUCCCCUCUAAGCAUCGGAUCCCUCUUUAACUAUCCACAAAUCUUUUACCUUUUUGCAAUCAAUCGUUGGAACAAACAAGAAAAACCCUACCUGAAUCACCAAUUUCUUGUAUUUCAAUCCCCACCUUGAAAUUCACUUCAUUCUCUGCCAUGCCCUAUGUUUGUUCUUCAUUGUUUGGAGGUUAAUAUUCGUUACUUUCGUUGAUCAGUGUUCUAAUUUUACAGAUCGAGAUGGUUCCGUGGGGCGGAGUCACUUGUUGUUUGAGUGCCGCCGCUCUCUAUCUUCUUGGACGAAGUAGCGGAAAGGAUGCAGAGGUUCUCAAAUCGGUAACUCGAGUUAAUCAACUGAAAGAUUUGGCACAAUUACUGGAUGCUGCAAACAAAGUGUUGCCUUUUGUCGUGACAAUAUCUGGUAGAGCAGAGCAACACUUUUUGAAACAUAAUGAUGCUGGUUCAUGGAUUCAAGACUCUGCGCUUAUGCUAUCAAUGUGUAAAGAGGUUCCCUGGUUCUUAGAUGAUGGAAGUGCUCAUGUAUAUGUUGUUGGAGCUCGUGGUGCUGCUGGUUUGGUGUUAACUGUUGGAAGUGAAGUAUUUGAGGAGUCAGGACGAUCACUUGUUCGUGGAACAUUAGAUUAUCUACAAGGUCUCAAGAUGCUUGGAGUCAAGAGAAUUGAACGUGUUCUUCCAACAGGCACUCCAUUAACUGUUGUUGGUGAGGCUAUUAAAGAUGACAUUGGAACAGUUCGGAUCCAACGACCCCUCAAAGGCCCAUUUUAUGUCUCUCACAAAACCAUCGAUCAACUCAUUGCAAAUCUUGGGAAAUGGGCCAGGUGGUACAAGUAUGCUUCAAUGAGUUUUGCUGCAUUUGGUUUUUAUCUGAUUGCUAAGCACGCUUUUCAAUACAUAAUGGAAAGAAAACGUCAUUGGGAAUUGAAGAAAAGAGUUCGUGAUGCUGCAGCCAAAAGAGCAGCUCCAGAUAACGAAGGUUCAAAUGGUAAAGCAGAAAAUGGAUUUAGUGGCACCCGAAAGGAUGUGCAAAUGCCUGAUAUAUGUGUCAUAUGUCUUGAACAGGAGUACAAUUCUGUUUUUGUCCCGUGUGGUCAUAUGUGCUGUUGUGUGACAUGUUCUUCACACCUAACGAGCUGUCCGCUAUGUCGAUGUCGAAUUGGGCAGGUGGUGAAGACCUUCCGUCACUGAGAACUGCAUUUGUAUGCAUAUCAAUAACUGUGAUUUUAAACUCAAACUCAUAAUUUUGUCAUUGAGAACUGUAUGUAUCAUGUAUGUAUGUAUGAAUAAUUAUGAGUUCUUAGCAUUAGUUCUACAUUAGAAGUUACAUAUCCUCUGUUCUGCUCGGUUUAUUCUCAAAUUUCCUUACCCGAAGGUGUAAAUAUAUGUACUUCACCAUCUAGUUUACUGUAAUUUUGAAUCAAUUGAGUGAAUCACAAGCCAU
This is a messenger RNA of Lactuca virosa, 1476 nucleotides long. Lineage: Eukaryota; Viridiplantae; Streptophyta; Magnoliopsida; Asterales; Asteraceae. The record is from the annotation of a GenBank genome assembly.